Venturia canescens is the source of this 4807-nucleotide messenger RNA. Its product is annotated as octopamine receptor beta-1R-like. Gene Ontology annotation, biological process: adenylate cyclase-activating adrenergic receptor signaling pathway. Bases 1516 to 2817 code for a protein of 433 amino acids. Gene Ontology annotation, cellular component: plasma membrane. The transcript is spliced from 4 exons. Lineage: Eukaryota; Metazoa; Arthropoda; Insecta; Hymenoptera; Ichneumonidae. The record is from RefSeq and is a predicted model, not a curated record. Gene Ontology annotation, molecular function: octopamine receptor activity.
GUCCCGUCAGCCGUUCGAGUUACGCCGCACUUCGUAACUCCGCGAUCUUCAAUAUGACAGUUAUUGCACCAAACUUCGGUGACCCUUAAUCUUCGAUGGAAGAUAAACGUUAAUCGAGCCCUUAAUACACGAGCAGAAUGGGAAAUGUGAAACAAUGAUGAAUCCCCCACAGAUCGAAGUUUUCGUCAACAAAAAACGACGCUAAAUACAUUUCUGCAAAGAUUUUUUAUCAUUUAUUUUCAAACACUGGUGUGUCUUCUUUUUUUUCAGUGGUGCCCCUCGAAUAAAACAUGUGAAAAAUUCCUCGUGUGAAUAAAUAUUAGUACUUUGGGACAAAUCAUUUUUUCAAGGUUCAUAAAAAAUUAUAUAUUUUUUAGUCAAUUUAAACGAUCAUUAUGAACGUGCGUAAAUUCAUUCAUUUUUUUAUCUGACGUCCCGAGUUUCAUCGACAAUAAAAUAGUACAAUAAGUAAUCGUAGUCAGUGAUGUGUUUGAUUAUUCGUUAAAGUGGAAAUUCGCGAGUUUUCAAAUGACCCGAGAAUCCGUAAACUCGCAGGAGAUGAAUUUCGUAAGUUAUUCGGAAGCUGGAUACAGUCAUAAUAUCGUGUAAAUAUUCAAGAUUCUACUCCGUUGGAACGAGACAUGGUGAAGCGUGAUAACUUUCAUUUCGUUCGGUUGGCAGCACUCAUCAAUUAUUCGUCGACAACAAACAUUAGCAUUGGAAAAAAUCAAGGAGGAAUAUAAAAAGCGCAAACCGCAAUAAUCAAAUGAGAGGUUUGAUGGGAAUGUACAUUAAACAAAAACCACAUCGUGUUCCUGACAAAACCCUUGUACGAAAGAUAAUAAUAAUUUUAUAAUAAAAGAUGAUUAUAUAUUUUUUUUAAUCGUAUGAUACAGUGGUGCGAUAAAUAAAAGUUCAAACGGUGGCUAUACACAGAAAAGGAAUAAGGUUCGAAAAAACAUUUGAAAAAAAAGUGGCAAAUUUCGUUUUCGAUAAGUGGAAAGACUGACAUUUACGAGUCUUUUCAUCUGCCAAAGUUCGAACGAGUUUGAUAUCAUUUUUAUUACGAUGGUCUCAAUUUCUACCUCGUAUUUUUCUUUGCAAUUUUUUUCACCGCUCAUUCGGCACGUGUAACGUGGGAACAAUGAUUGAUCGAUGUGGAAGAGCCCUGGACUUGAAUGAAGACCCUGAUCGUCUGAGAAGAUCGUGAAAACUGUCAUGGUCAAAAAUAUGAGGAGAAUAUCAACGGAUAUUGGUGAAAAGAUGAGAAUGACAUCGAGGGAACCUCCGGACGACCGAAGCACCACUGAAAGCAGCAAAGAAAAUUUUCCUCUCGGGAAUGUAUUGGGAAGUGUAUGGGAGGGAAGGUGCAGAUCAAAACACCAAUUUGAAAAUUGACACGUCAAACAAUCCAGCAGCAAUUUUUUUCCGAAAUGGCGAUAAGAAAAAACGAAAGGCAAUAUUUAAAAGUUUAAAAUUUUCGAGCGAAUUGGCGAUUUCGAAUUAAAGAAAAAAAUGGAAAAAAACGUGACAACGGAAUCCGGCGAGUUAAACGUGACGGAAUUGAAUACAGCAAGUUUGUUAAACGUGUUUAUGGAUACGGGACAAAAUGGUAGCGACGGAAGUGUUACGCGGACGUUGCACGAGGCUGUACCUCAUAACGAUCUCGAAAGCGUUAUUAUUCUCGUGACAAAAGCGACGAUAAUGAGUUUUAUAAUAUUGUCAGCAUUAUUGGGAAAUCUUUUGGUGAUAGUAUCGGUAAUGAGGCACCGUAAGCUGCGUGUAAUCACUAAUUAUUUCGUUGUAUCAUUGGCACUGGCGGACAUGUUGGUUGCCAUAUUUGCGAUGACCUUUAACGCGAGUGUCGAGUUAUCAGGACGUUGGUUAUUCGGUUACUUCAUGUGUGACGUGUGGAACUCGCUCGACGUUUUUUUCAGCACCGUAUCGAUUCUACAUCUUUGCUGCAUAAGCGUCGAUCGAUAUUACGCCAUUGUUCAACCCCUCGAUUAUCCAUUGAUCAUGACCAAUUUACGUCUCGGCACAAUGCUCAGCGUCGUAUGGUGUUCGCCAACUGUAAUGAGCUUCUUACCAAUUUUCGCCGGCUGGUACACCACCCAAGAACAUCUCGAAUUUCGUCAAAACUAUCCGGACAUUUGCAUGUUUCAAGUUAACAAACUUUACGCCGUAGUCAGCUCGAGCAUUAGCUUCUGGCUGCCUGGUAUUAUCAUGAUUGCCAUGUACUACAAAAUCUACAGGGAAGCGGAUCGACAAGAGAGAGUCUUGUACAGGAGCAAAGUUGCCGCUGCCCUACUGAACAAACAUCUUCAAAUAAACGGCAUUUCAGCAGGUCUGACGUCUCUGCCCACAAUUGAUCAAUCUCCGCCGGAUCCACUACCGGAAGACCCACCGAUAACCAGCAGCAGUAAGAUGAAAAGAGAACGGAAAGCAGCCAGAACCCUCGGCAUUAUAAUGUCAGCAUUUCUUGCUUGUUGGCUUCCUUUCUUCCUCUGGUACUUAAUCACGGCGCUGUGUGACACGUGCCAGAGUGGAAAUAUCGUAGUCGCAGCUGUAUUCUGGGUUGGCUACUUCAACAGUGCUCUGAAUCCACUCAUUUACGCCUACUUCAAUCGCGAAUUUCGCGCAGCUUUUCGCAAGACCCUUGAGAGUUGUUGCGCCGCGAUUGCACCUGUCCGGGAUCUACGUCAGGUCAACAGAAAACAAGAUCUCGUUCACAGCAACGCUUCGUCCGAGCUUCACGUAAACAAUCAGUUAAGAACCAGCGAAAUGACCAACGUACAUCUGGAGGCUUGUAUUUAAGUAUUGUGAAAGUACGAUAUUGCCAUUGUGAAAUUAAAAAAAAAAAAACCUAAAACUGAGAAAGUGUUAGUGAGAAGUAUUCAUUCGAACGUGACAAAGUUUUUACAAUCGAUGUCGAAUAACGGCAAUAAAUUAGUCCUCGCUCAUUUUUUCUUAAAGAGAUAUUUCAAGGUGGGUGAAUUUUUUUUUCAAAACUCGAUUCUCCCGGAUGCUUCACCCCUAAAAAGUUUUUUUUUUUAAUUCGGUACCACACCAAUUUGGAUUUUCAGUUAAUACCGAAUACGCCAAUGAGAAUGAAUGAACAAAAAAAAACAAAAGAGCUGAACAGCCUCAGUCCACGAGUACUCGAAUCAAUCGAAUCAGCCACGAAUAAACAAAAAAUGAUUAAAGAAAAGGAAAAUAGUGUUUGUAACGAAGUAAUCGAUCCCAUAUUCAGUCACGUGAUACACUGACGCCUAUCAUAAAAUGACCAAAUAAAUAUUGAAAAAGAUAUAUACAAAGAACAUAAAAUAAAAACAAAAAAAUAAUUAUUAUUGUGAAAAAAAAAAAUCAGCAGCAAAGAAAUGGCACGUCUCGAUGAUCAAUUAUUGCAAUAAAUCAUUUCGAAUCAGACGUGUCUCGAGUUGCGUGCAGUAGCAAUCAUUUUGUACAUAAAUAAAAAAGAAAAAUAAGUUUACUCGAAUACGCAGUGUUGACUAAUGUAAGCGCAUAUAAUCGAAGUGUGUAUCAUAGCAUGUGCUGUAUGUACCCGCUGACAUAGAGGAAUUCGAUUGUAAAUAAUGAUAUACGAAUAAUCGUAGUUAGAGUAAUAAGGUGAGCUUUAAAUAACGCAUAAAGUGUGCAUGGAGGAAGGUACCUCGAGCGAAUGUUUUCGAAUAUGAAGAAUGAAAAGUAAGAUUAAAAAAAAGGAUGAUGAAAAAAUCUCUGCGAAGACAAUUAAAGGCUCGAAUCAAUGUUGAAGUCAGAGCCGUGCGCGCACACGUUACGAGUAUAUCUCGAGCAAAUAACGCAUUUGCCAUAUCUGUGCAUCAGUGGAGAACAAUCAUUAACGUAAUAAAAAAGACUUUUGUAGGAGAGACACCAUUUUUUUCGAUUAUUUAUCUGGCAAAAAACUCUGAAAUAAAGAAUUAAGCUGUAGUGAUGUACCUCCAUUCUUAGCCACGAUUCGGAAGACUCCUGUAGCAUGCAAACCUGGUGGGCAGGUUUUUCACAAAUAAAUAUGGCCGAUGGGAAGUGAAAUUUUGUAGCGGGGUAUCAGGAAAAUUGAGGUGCUCAGUCGAUUUGAAAAGUAAUUGGACUACGCCAUUUCUGUUGAGGAAAAAAUUCAUCACUCAAUACUUUACGAAAUAAGUAGAAAUAUCGUUCCUCUGGGGUGGAAUGUGUCACUUCUCAUUGGCCAUAACACCUGGUACAGCCCUGACACGUAUAAUCAGUCUUCCCAUGGACUCUCAUUACAACAAAAAUGAAUAUAACGAGUCCCAAAUAAAGUAGUGAGAGUCGAAAAUAAAAAUCGUAGCUUAUCCUUAAAUCGGUGUCUAUGUUAUCGUCGUGUAAGAUUCCUCAAGAAGCAGUACGCACUGAUUAUGUUGGAGUCAAUGAAGGAAGAAAAAAUGAAUUGGAAGCUUCGUGAAAUGUGUUUUGUUCGGGUGAAAUAGUUCGGUUUUCGAAAAGGCAUGCUCAAGAAAGUAGGCACACUUGAUGUUUCUUUUUUCUUCAAAUUCAUUUCUUUACUUUUUGAUUUAUCGAGUUUGGGUAAACAAACAUCGUGACUGAAGCAGCCUGAUGUGUGCGAAUGAUUUUUGUGUAACAGUCUCUGCGAAUGUAACAAUUUCUGAAAGAAUAUCUGUGUGAGUGAGUGACACGUAGCGAUAUAACGAAAAAAAAAAAUCUAUAUAAUAUAUAACGAUCGAUAAAAGUCACGAAUUAAAAAACGUACGACAAUGUGUUAUAUGCCUGACAAAUGUUAAUAAAAGUAUUUUAAGAAAAUCUA